Brassica rapa (field mustard) is the source of this 4218-nucleotide messenger RNA. RefSeq names its product probable WRKY transcription factor 9. Gene Ontology annotation, molecular function: DNA-binding transcription factor activity; sequence-specific DNA binding. Gene Ontology annotation, biological process: regulation of DNA-templated transcription. Lineage: Eukaryota; Viridiplantae; Streptophyta; Magnoliopsida; Brassicales; Brassicaceae. The record is from RefSeq and is a predicted model, not a curated record.
ACAUAACAUUAAGAAAAAAUCUGUUGUAAAAAAAAACAUUAAGAAAAAAUCAAUUUUUUUAUUAUAUGCUUAAUGUGAUUGUUUAUUUUUUAAUAAUAUAAAACUAAAUAAGAAAGAGAGAUGAUACUAAAAUUGUUAUCAAAUAUAUAUUAUAUAUAUGUUAAUCAUAUCAGGUAAUUCCAUAGCUUUUAUUUAAGGAAAGAAUUGAGAAUGUUCUUUUGUACAUUAAUAAUCAAUUAAAUAUUUAGUUUAAUAAGAAAAUAUAAUAUAUAUAUUAAUAUAUACCAAUUUAUUUUUUAAGGAUUCUAAGAAUCAUCCUAUUGGUGAAACGUGGUUAAGAAAACAUGUUGUAAUGUUCCAAGAUUAAUAUAAAGAGAUGUGAGAUAUAUAUAUAUAUAUAUAUAUAUUAUUUAUCAUGAAUUGCUUUUGAAAUCGAAAGUUAGAAAGUAUCUUCACAUAGUCACUUAAUAAAUAACUGCAAAACUAUGCAGAGGCAAAUUUAAUUUUUUUUAUUAAAUUGAUAAAUAUUAUAACUAGUGUAAAAUUUACAAAUUAUUGAUUACAGAAUAUAUAUUAUUCAAAAAAUAGUAUGGGAGCAUGUACGCUUUCUCUCGUUACUAGCUUCCCCUCUGAAACUAUGUGUUGGCUUUUUUUUUGGGAUCAAAUCAAUGUGUUUGGCUAUUCAGUUUAUAUUAUCUCCUUUAAAAAAAAGAAUCUGUUGGGUUAGUGGUUUGGCCUUUAAAAUUAGAACAAUUAUGCUUCUGAUUCGAUAUCCGUUGGAAUAUAUACUUUACGUCAUGACAUGAAGUAGUCCCAGAUCUAGGGAGAUAUUAGAAUUUGGCUCCAGUUCUUCCCAGUUAACCAAAAAAAAGGCAAGUACUGAACUUCUGAUUAUGAAAACUGUUGGCUAGCUAGGAAGUUUAACAUUUUAUACUUAUGCCAUGUUAGUAGCUAUCCUAAAACAACGUUGUGUAAAUAACCAAUACAUAGUUAUUAAUUGUGUUUAUAAUCUAUUCACGAGUUUGAUCUGGCGCUAGAGAUAUGACUAUCAAACUUGUUAUAAUUUCAUGGACCAAAUGCUACAUUUUGGAUUAAAAAGCUUGUAAUAUGAAUGUGAGAUAAGAUUAUAAAAAUAAGAAAAACUGAAAGUCUUCGAGUUGACUAAUUUUCUAAGAUCCGAUCCCAAGGCAAACUAUCUUGUUCUGGAUUUUUUUCGUACGAAUUUAUUAAUUGCAAAUCUCAAUUUCACGUUACAAAAAAACGAUAGAUUUAAUUAUUUAGCAGAGGGACAUACAUAAUACUAUAAUCCGAAAUUCUCGCCAUGAAAUUAUGGACCAACACGUACAAAAUUUAAAAAGAAACCAUCACAAGCCCGUCCUAUCGUAUAUCUCAUACAUGUUAAUAUACUAUUUCCAGUUCAAACCAGCAUCAACUGUAUAUCAACACACAAUAGAUCGGUGACUUUGGUUUAUGCUACACUGCACAUGUCUGCUAGAUAGGUCAGUUUGGAGCAUAUAGACAAAUAAAAUAUCGGCAUAUGUUUUCAAAAUUUUUAUGGGGUACAUAUAAACAUAAAAUCCAUAGUGUUAAAAAGUUUAUUUUAUUACUUUUUUAUAUAAAUUGUCUGUAGCCCAAAAACUUCAGGAUUGUUUUUUUUUUUAUAAAGUAAUGAGAUCUAGAAACAAUGGAUAAAAGAGUAGGGUUGAAUAUUUUAUCCGUUAAAUUUGUUUUGAUUCAUUAUUCGUUUCGAUUCGAUCUGAAAAAUCUGAAUAUCCGUAAGUUAAAAAUAAAUAUUAAAAAUCAAUAUCCACUAAAAACAAAUCAAAUAACAAACACUAAAAAUUUUGAAGUGGAAUAUCCGCUCAGCUUUGUUUUUAUAGAAAUACAAGUAUAUAUACAUUUAAAUAAAGAGUUGUAAAAGUAUAAUUUAUAAUUAUUAUUUUAACAUUUAAUAAUUUCAUGUAUAAAAUUACUUAUAAAAGUAUUAAAUUAAGAAAUAAAUAUAAAAUCUUUAUAAAAUUAUAAUGUUUUAAAAUUUUAUGUUUUAUAAAAUUUUAUGGAACACAAAGUUUCACUAAAUUUUACUUUUUACUUUAUAUUAUGUAAAAUAUAUUUUUGACAACAGACUUGUAUAUUUUUUUAAAGAUUUACUUGUAUUGAGUAAAUUGAACGAGAUGUUCGUAAAUAUCGGUAAAUAUCCGUAAAUAUUCGCAAUAUCUGUAAAUUAUUCGGAUAUCUUUAUUUUUCCAAAGCAAAACAAAUUCAAAAAAUUAGAUGUUCGUAAAAUAAGAAGCAAAUCACAGAUAUUUGAAAAUUAUGGUACUAUCCAUUAUACUAACUAAGUUUUCUGAGAAGUUGCACGAAGAUGUAAUUAAUAUCCUCACUGCCCUCGCAUGAGGGCUGCACGCCAAUACAAUUCCAUAGCACCAAACAAAAUUUGACUUCAAGAAUAUAUCCUCACCACCCUAGCACGUAUGAAGUUGAAAGUUUCAAGAAUCCUUCGAGAGGAAAAUUCAAGAUAAUAGACUCGUUAUUUAAUAAUCCAAUUCAUUAUUAUACUCUUGUACGUUUUGAACUAUGCAUUUAGUUUAAAACACAUCAUUAACAAGUUGAAAAGAUAUACAUACAUCGAUGGUCUUCUGUAUUUCACAUGGUAGCAUACACGUGACGGGAAAUUUCCUGGACCCUAAUGCCCAAAUAUUGAUAUUAUAACAAACUAACUUAUAAAGAAACUCCAUCGAAUGUAUCCAUGAUUCCAUUGGUAACUCCGGUUUAAUUACUUUUAAAGGCCAAACAAGUGCUUUAUUAGUGAAAAAGGAUUAGUUUUGUCUUAACGAUAAACUGAUUAUUUAAAAGAAAGUCAAAGCUAGCUUUAGAUGCGUACGAGAGUGAAUAAUACAAAUAGUAAACGAAGUUCUGAUCAGACAAUGGAAUUUGACUUUAGCACUUCAAACUUUUAGAACAAAUACAGAGGUCUGAAUUUCAUCUCUAUUAAUGGGCAUGGAUCUUUCUCUCAAGCUCGAGAAAGAGAAAGAUGAAGAAAGAUCAACACACAUCUGUGAGAGGAAAGAAUUAGAAGAAAAAGAAGAUGCUAGUGAAGAUAAAGAUGAAAAAAUGGUGAAAGAAGACGAAAUUGAAGAUUCUUGUUUAAGUUCAAGAACCCGACAAGAAGAAAAAGAACGUGAGGAGGUACUUAUGAUACGUCUAAAUAUACAUCAGAACAUUUUGUGUGAUAAUAUGUUAACAUCCAUGGAUGGAGAUCAGCUCUUGCAAAUGCAGAUCGAAAUGGAACAUGUGAAAGAAGAGAAUACGAGGUUGAGGAAGCUUGUAGAGCAAACCCUUCAAGAUUAUCGCCAGCUCGAGAUGAAAUUCCCGGUAAUCGAUCAAACCAACAACAUGUAUCUUGAAACGUUCCUUGGAGCACAAGCCAAAGAUCGGAAAAGAGGAGUGGAAAGAUAUGAUUCCCUGAAUUUGGUAGAGGGAGAAUUAGGGCUUUCACUUUCUUUGCAGAAAAAGCAGAAACAAGACGAGAACAAAGAACUUGAGUCUAAUAACACGCAAAGAUACAAUAGUAGCAACAAAGCCCAGGGACAAGAUAUGAACACGCAACGUGUCAUAAUGUCUUCUCCGGGUAAUAGAAAGACCAGGGUAUCUGUGAGAGCCAGAUGUGACACUCCAACGAUGAAUGAUGGAUGCCAAUGGAGAAAGUACGGUCAAAAAACCGCGAAAGGGAAUCCAUGUCCAAGAGCUUAUUACCGGUGCACCGUGGCUCCAGGAUGCCCCGUUAGGAAACAGGUGCAAAGGUGUUUAGAAGACAUGUCGAUAUUGAUAACAACAUACGAAGGGACACAUAACCAUCCACUUCCUGUCGGAGCAACAGCCAUGGCUUCCACUGCCUCCGCUUCUCCAUUCUUGCUACUGGAUUCUAGCGACAACCUCUCUCAUCCUUCCUAUUUGCAACAAAAUGGCAGCAACAAACAAUCAGUAAGAAGCUUGAUCAACUUUGAUGAUUCAUCAUUUAGAGGAGGUGACCAUGUUUCUUCUUCCCAAAACCGACUAAACUGGAUGAUGUAGAUUCUUAACAUCUAUCAUCACUUUCUUUUGGUCCCAUUAAUAUAAGUGAAGUCACCGUCAUGUAUUCUUGUAUUUUCUUGGGUCUUAUUUUUUAAACAAUUAUGUCUCGUAUAUACAAAACUGCGGUUGAAGAUUGUUUAGUUU